Molecule: messenger RNA, 663 nt
Organism: Aspergillus pseudotamarii
Lineage: Eukaryota; Fungi; Ascomycota; Eurotiomycetes; Eurotiales; Aspergillaceae
Exons: 2
Coding region: 1-663 (220 amino acids)
Source: RefSeq, a predicted model, not a curated record
AUGGCCACGGAUGGAAAACGUCUCAUUUCGCAUUUCACCCGGCCAGGAACAACAACUAGACUGGAGCCUGUGUCAUACAGUAUAUUUUGGUCACAACAGCAUCGUACAGGUCGAGCCUUUGCGAGCUACCGAGAGUCACCUCAGUCACUACAUAGCCCAUGGUCUAAAGAAGAAUGCUUACGGGGCUUGAGGGACCUCCAGCAAGCUGGGUUCCUGGGCACCAGUCAGCUAUCUCGCCUAACAAAGACAAUAUUCUUGCAGCAGGAAUGCCACGAUUUCAUUGCGCGCGUCACUUCACCUGGUCAGAAGACCGAUUUUUGUGAGCGUCUGAGCGUGAGCCUGAACUACGCACGUACCAGGUACGAAGAGCCUUACAGGCCCGUUGGAGAAGAGCUCUUCUUUCUUGUAUUCUGCCAAUCAUCCAAUAAGAUGUUCCCAACUAAUGGACAUAUCAUAGCGGAAUCAGCUGCAUUCCUCACCGGUGUAGCAAGACCCUUCAUCAGCCGCUCAAAAUUGACUCGGUCCAUCGGCCAAAGAGCAAUAUACGAAGCCUUGUGCGACGGGCAACCGGCAGUCGUUAAACCACUCUACUUGGUGAAGACAGAAUUUCGGGUCUUCUCAAGGCCUUUGCCACUAACCCGGGAUACCCCCUCAAGCUCUUAA